Lytechinus variegatus (green sea urchin) is the source of this 2307-nucleotide messenger RNA. RefSeq names its product A disintegrin and metalloproteinase with thrombospondin motifs adt-1-like. Lineage: Eukaryota; Metazoa; Echinodermata; Echinoidea; Temnopleuroida; Toxopneustidae. The record is from RefSeq and is a predicted model, not a curated record. The coding region runs from base 268 to 645 and encodes 125 amino acids. The transcript is spliced from 4 exons.
GAUCGCUCCCUAUAUAAAUUGAAAACGGUGGCAUGAAAACGAACAAGUCAAUAGGAAAUCAGCGCGAUCCGGGAGACAAGUUUACCAUCACAGCCAAGAUCACUAGUACAUCCAUUAAGAAAAUUAAAAUGUUUGUUGACUUUAUCUCGUUGGAAUAAUAUCACCUAUUCGGGCAACAGGAACUAUAUUUCACGGGUAUUCGAUCUCGUUACCAUCUUUCAUCAAAGAAUAACGCCAAGAGACCGAUUUGAUCUAAGCCAAAUUAAUAUGGAUGCAUUAACUAAAAGGGUUGUCAUGUCUUUAAUUCUUUUAUUUUUCAUCGUUUGUUCAUACGCCUCACCAACGCAAGGCCAGUGGAGUACAUGCUCUGUUACUUGUGGAGAUGGAACUCAAACCCGAACUCUUCUUGAUGGUUCAACUGAGACGAGAACAUGUAAUUUACAGUCCUGCUCAACCCCGUUAACACCAUUAACUGAUUGGAGAGUGCUCAAUUGUUUCUCCCCGUGUGCUUCUGGUAGAAUGCGUGCUCUUCAAGUGAGAGAAUGCCUGGCAAGUCCAUGUGAAGCAGGAGCAUUGGUCCGAUUCAUAUGGAUGACAUGUCAAGAGUGUGAAGCAGAUGCCAGUCGAGUACACAUGAACAAAUAGCGAAGACGAAACGGCGAUCAUUAGUCAGUCGGACGCGAGAUGAAGGAAUAUAUUUGUGAAAUGUGUAUGUAAUAAUGUUGCAGGUACAUUCUACCUAAACGAUAAUUAUAGACUAUGUAUUCAUACACUUUGAGAAGAAAAAAAAAUGGAGCCGAUUAGAACUUUUCCCCAGUUUCCAAUAUGCAAAACAGAAAAGGAAGUCUUAUACUAUGUGAUCUUUGAUGCAGGAAACAAUUGUUGUUCAAAAAAAAAAAAACCAAAGCGAAUCUUAUGAGAACUAUUUUUCUCAAGGUUCUAAUUAGCUCCGUUUUUAUUUUAGUGACGUGUAUAUAUAUGAUUAUUUCUGUUAGCUUUGUAUUAUAUAUUUGUACAUACAGUAUUAUUAAUUCUGAUAUAUAAACAUAUUAUUAUUAUUAUUUAUUUUGGAAAUGAAGAUGAUACAAAACAUAUAAUUCAGAGAACAAAAAAUUAACAAACCAUGAUAGAAAUUAACCACUGGAAUGCCAGGGCAGACUAUAGUGAAAUAAAUAACUGUUGCAAUUACCCUUCUGUCCUACUUCCAAACACAGAAUGAUAAAACACAGUACAUGAUUUCAAAAUAUUAAAAUAAUUGCAAGUCACUGUUUCCGUAGUGGGAAGGAAGUUAUUUUUUAUGUACUUUAAUUUGUGGCGCCUCAACCAGAGGAAUGAGUCCUUUAAAUGUUGUUAAUUGCAUAAUAAUUUAUGUAAGGUCUUAAGGAUACAAAUAUCAAACUCUUUGUACUCGGAUGCGUCCGAUUUGUAAUGCGUAGUAAAACAAUACAUACAUUAAGUAUUUUAAGAUGUAUAUAGGGCCUACUCAUAAUUGUGCUUUCAAAAUAAUAACGUAAUGUUGUACAGAAGUCAAAUCAUAAUCAGACAAACUGUUUCAAAUCACUUGACAACCAAUUGAUAACGAGUUGGUCGAAUUACUGCAGCUAAUUCAAGUGUCAGCAAGUGAACUGAUAGUGCCAUGUAACUCAAUCAUGCCAAUGUAAUCAAGGUAAAUUUUCUAAUAAAAACGCACCAAAAGGGCCAAUUCGUAUAUAGAGGUCAAUUUACAUAACCUCGAAUAACAUUACUUAACUGCGAGAGUGGCGUGAUUUGGAAAUAACUUUUUCAGACUUGCUUCCAGAAAUAUUUUCUUAAAGUAAUUACAAAUCGCACCUGAUCUAAUCAUUUGCUUAGAAAAUAGCAGCAGGUAGAUAUAAUUCAUGUGCAUCCAAGUAAAUCAUUACGUUUGAGUCCGCCUGAAUUUUCACAUGGUAUUAGAUUGAAAUUGAUAUUAAGAGAGCUCAGUAAUAAUUUUCUGAUUACUUAAUGUAAAAAAAGAUUGAUUGUGACUACAACAAAAAUACACGGUUUAAAAAGGGUCCUCAUUGCUUGAUAUGAGCAUGUAAAUUUUUCAAUUAUUUUAGAACUUUGAUUUCACCAUAUUCGUUACAAUAGAAAAUAGUUUCUUUCAUGAUAUUCAUGAUGUUAUGAAUACAUAAAUUAACAAUUAUUUGUACAUAAUGAAGUAAUCAAUGUUAUUUUGUUAGAUUGUUACUUAUCUUAUAAUGCUGAUGAUAAAAAGAUAAUCAUAAUUACCAAGUAUUUUAUAUAAAAGUCAUGUAAAUAAAACUCUCAGAUACCUACAAUCAA